Molecule: messenger RNA, 273 nt
Organism: Akanthomyces muscarius
Lineage: Eukaryota; Fungi; Ascomycota; Sordariomycetes; Hypocreales; Cordycipitaceae
Exons: 3
Coding region: 1-273 (90 amino acids)
Source: RefSeq, a predicted model, not a curated record
AUGGUUUCUCUGUUUCCAUUUCCUGCUCUUGCAUUGGCGAAGGCAGUGCGGCUCACUCUUCCGGAUGCUCUAAAGAUCUCUGGUCUCACCACUCGUGCCCGGACAACAAUGGCCAGGUUCUUUGCUCUUUGCCAUCGUUACGGAGGUGCCUACACAUACCCCGACGACAACGAUGCCAACACCCUCAACGGCGGCCGCUGCAGAGGCUUUCAGGGCGCUACUUGCUGCAUUGGCAACUUUUGCAGCGAGUGGGAGAACUAUCCCCGCAAGUAA